This is a messenger RNA of Lolium perenne, 342 nucleotides long. NCBI's taxonomy places the organism in Eukaryota, Viridiplantae, Streptophyta, Magnoliopsida, Poales, Poaceae. The record is from RefSeq and is a predicted model, not a curated record.
AUGCCGCUCUCGCGGCCGCGGCGGCCGCCAAACCAGCCGGAGCACACACCGGGCCGCCACUCCGCAGACCACCUCCGCAGCAACGUCCCGCGCCGCUGCCCACGGGGCAGCACACCGCGCACCCCGGCCACCCCCGCACCGCACGCCGGCGCCCCAGCCAAGCCCGCCCCGCACGCCGGCCGGGGGCCGCGCUCGUCGCCGCUCCGCCGCCCACGCGGCCCGAACGCCGCCGAAUCCGUCGGGCCACCGCCACAGCCCGCCUCACCACCAGAUCGGGCGUUUGCCCGGAUCCGCCAUCCCAUGGUCCCGGAGCCGCCGCUCCGGCGUCCUAACACCGGCUAG